Messenger RNA from Eruca vesicaria subsp. sativa (arugula), 522 nucleotides. NCBI's taxonomy places the organism in Eukaryota, Viridiplantae, Streptophyta, Magnoliopsida, Brassicales, Brassicaceae. The record is from the annotation of a GenBank genome assembly.
AGAAGCUAUGGACGCCAUUGAUUCCGCAAUCGAUCCACUCAGAGAUUUCGCUAAGAGUAGCGUCCGUCUCGUCCAGCGCUGUCACAAACCUGAUCGCAAGGAAUUCACGAAGGUGGCUGUGCGUACGGCGAUAGGAUUUGUGGUGAUGGGAUUCGUCGGGUUCUUCGUGAAGCUCGUAUUCAUCCCAAUCAACAACAUCAUCGUUGGAUCUUCUUAGGCUAUUACUCUUUUACGAGGCUUAUGCGCCAAGGAGUAGGAAGGAAAGAGACUCCAACUUCCAAAACCUGUUGUGCAACCUCUCUCUGUUUUUCUAUGUUACAUUAUCUCCCUUGGAUUUUAUCGUUUCUUUUGCUCUCGCCUCUUGUCUACCCUAAAACACCUUCUUUUUGUAUACCAAAAACACAGUCCUCAAGAACUACGCUUUAAACACGAGAUCCGAAAUAGAACCAAAGCCAUCAUAUUAUUAUGAUAUUCCUGAAUCCUGAUGUAGCAUAGAUUCAGAUCUCAUAAUGAAAUAGAAGA